Molecule: messenger RNA, 738 nt
Organism: Pangasianodon hypophthalmus (striped catfish)
Lineage: Eukaryota; Metazoa; Chordata; Actinopteri; Siluriformes; Pangasiidae
Product: gamma-crystallin M2-like
Exons: 3
Coding region: 145-675 (176 amino acids)
Biological process (GO): lens development in camera-type eye; visual perception
Molecular function (GO): structural constituent of eye lens
Source: RefSeq, a predicted model, not a curated record
CUCUGUGGUGUGUUGCUUGGUCAGGAGUUUUCACAAUAGGAAUCACAGACUCUUUGGUCCUGGACAGGUAUAAAUGCAAGGGUUAAACCAGGCUGGAUGUCAGUUCACUAGUUGGAAACUGUUUUGACAGCUAAGCAAGUGAUCAUGGGCAAGGUUAUCUUCUAUGAGGACAGGAACUUCAUGGGGCGCUCCUAUGAGUGCACCGGUGAUUUUUCCGAUAUGCACAGUUACAUGAGCCGCUGCCACUCCUGCAGGGUGGAGAGCGGCUGCUGGAUGGUCUACGACCGCACCAACUUCAUGGGAAACCAGUAUUUCAUGAGGAGGGGCGAGUACGCUGACUACAUGAACAUGUGGGGCUGGGGCAACAACUGCAUCAGGUCCUGCCGCAUGAUCCCCAUGUACAGAGGAUCCUACAGAAUGAGGGUCUAUGAGAGAGACAACUUCAUGGGUCAGAUGAUGGAUGUGAUGGAUGACUGUGAUUCCUUCAAUGAUCGCUACCACUGGUCCAACGGCUGCAUGUCCUGCCAUGUGAUGGACGGCCACUGGCUCAUGUAUGAGCAUCCCCACUACAGAGGCAGGAUGUGGUACUUCAGGCCUGGAGAGUACAGGAACUUCAGGGACUACGGUGGCAUGAGGUUCAUGAGCAUGAGGCGUAUCAUGGACUCUUGGUAUUAGAAGCAAUCAAAUGUAUUGAUGUAACCUUUGCAAAUUUAAAUAAAAUCUUCAACAAUCACCAAA